Molecule: messenger RNA, 1224 nt
Organism: Drosophila eugracilis
Lineage: Eukaryota; Metazoa; Arthropoda; Insecta; Diptera; Drosophilidae
Product: putative gustatory receptor 98d
Exons: 4
Coding region: 1-1224 (407 amino acids)
Biological process (GO): sensory perception of taste
Cellular component (GO): dendrite; membrane; axon
Molecular function (GO): sweet taste receptor activity
Source: RefSeq, a predicted model, not a curated record
AUGGAAGCCAACCGCAGUCGUCUGCUGACCACAGGUCGUCCUUACCUUCAGGUUUUUUCGGUAUUCGGACUUACACCUCCUCCAAUUUUAUUUGACAAAACCCUCGACAAGCGUCAACAGCGUUACUUUAAGGCAGCAUAUAUCUGCUUUGCUUUUACAAUACUUCUGGUGGUCAUCUAUGAGUGCUAUGUUAACAUUAUGGCCCUGCAGCUGCAUCUUUAUCAAUUUCACGUUGAAGACUUCAGUAAUGUUAUGGGAAGAACGGCAAAGAUUAUUGUGGUGGCCAUGAUUAUAUGCAACCAACUAAAUAUGGUAGUGAACUUUCGACGCCUUGGUGAAAUCUAUGAGGAUAUUGCUGAUUUAGAGGCGGAAAUAGAAGAUAUUUCCAGGUGUUUCAAUGGAAAGCGACACUGGUGUACUUUCCGACUCCGUUUGGCCGUCUCCAUUGGUUUAUGGAUAGCGUUUCUUGUGAAAUUGGCUCCACCUUUAAUAUUGAUCGGCCUGGGACCCUUUCUUCACUGGGCAAAUAAGUUUCUCACGGAGGUUAUACUUUUAAUGUUACAACUUAAAGGACCAGAGUAUUGUCUUUUCGUGUUAUUGGUCUAUGAGCUGAUUCUUCGAGUGCGCCAUAUCCUAGAGGAGAUUCAGGUUGAAUUGGAGAUCUGCCACUCCAGCGAAAGAAUUCAAGAGUUAUGUGUAACUCUAAAGCGGAACCAGUUGCUGCUUGGGCAAAUCUGGAGGUUGGUGGGUGAGAUUGGCAUAUAUUUCACCUUGUCUAUGACGCUGCUGUUCCUCUACAACGGACUGACAAUCCUGCACAUUAUCAACUGGAUGUUAAUAAAAUAUGCUAAUCCCAACGAUUGUUGUCAAUACAUGAGAGUUGGUGCCAGUCUUUUAUUAGCGAUCAACCUUCUGUUGGUCAGCUAUUAUUGCGAAAGCUGUCUAAAAGCUUACUUAAGCAUUACAUACAUUCUUCACCAAAUAGCUAAAUUACCUGUAGUUGAGCAACUUCCAAUGCUACAAAGGGGUCUGAGGGAAUACUCUUUGCAAAUGCAACACCUGAAGCUACUUUUCACUUGCGGCGGAUUAUUCGACAUAAAUCUAAAAAACUUUGGCGGGAUGGUGGUCACUAUAUUCGGCUAUAUAAUUAUUUUAAUACAGUUUAAAAUUCAGGGUUUUGCCCAAUUAAAAUAUACCGAUAAUAUAAGCCAUAUUGUAGAAUAA